Molecule: messenger RNA, 2163 nt
Organism: Olea europaea var. sylvestris
Lineage: Eukaryota; Viridiplantae; Streptophyta; Magnoliopsida; Lamiales; Oleaceae
Product: CBL-interacting serine/threonine-protein kinase 14-like
Exons: 1
Coding region: 469-1800 (443 amino acids)
Biological process (GO): protein phosphorylation; signal transduction
Molecular function (GO): ATP binding; protein kinase activity
Source: RefSeq, a predicted model, not a curated record
UUCUCCCGUACACUUAGAACUCUUCAAGAGAAAGUCCGAGACUCUGAUUCCCCAAAUCCAAUUCGGUCAUUUCAACUUCGCCGUACACCUGUAUCUCUCUCCUUUUCUUUUUACUUUUCUGCAAAUUGAAAUUCUCAGGUUUGAUUUCCUAAAUUUUCAUUGGUCAUCUGAUUUCCUCCCCCUGUUUCUGGAAACAUCAAUUGCAGAAAGCAAAAAAAAAAAAUAAAAACAAGUGAGUUUUCGUAGGAUUAUAUGUUGGUCUUUAUCCCUUUUCGAUUGUGAUCAACAAAACCCCUGUUUGAUUAUUGGGUUCAAUAUUUGAUAGCUCUGUUUGUUUUCCUUUUAAAUUCCAGCCCUGCUAGUGAAUUUAUCCUUAUCGUCGUAUCGAGCAAAUUUUGCUCGAUUAAUUAAUGCGGGACAGAGAGAAAUUAGAGAGGGGCGACGUAUUAGCGGUCUCUGGAUCAAAUUAUGCCAGAGAUCAUCGAUGAAGAAGGUAAUUUACUACCACCAGCAGCCAUUAGGGAAGCCGCCGGCGCUUCUGGUGGCAGCGGAGGUGCGGAGGGGGACAGCGUCAACCUGUUCAAGAAAUAUGAGCUAGGGCGGCUUCUGGGAUGCGGAGCCUUCGCGAAGGUCUAUCAUGCGCGGGACUUGCGCACGGGCCAGAGCGUGGCGAUCAAGGUCGUGAACAAGCAGCGGAUCCUCAAGGGAAAUCUCACGGCGAAUAUCAAGAGGGAGAUCUCUAUCAUGCGCUGGCUACGCCACCCGCACAUCGUCCGCCUCCACGAGGUUUUGGCGACCAAGACACGGAUCUACUUCGUCAUGGAGUUUGCCAAGGGUGGCGAGUUAUUCGCGAAAGUCGUGAAAGGUCGAUUCAGCGAGGACCUCAGCCGCAAAUAUUUCCAACAAUUGAUCUCUGCAAUAGGUUAUUGCCAUUCACGCGGAGUUUUCCACCGUGAUCUGAAACCGGAAAAUCUGUUGCUGGACGAGAACUGGGAACUCAAGGUCACGGAUUUCGGGCUCAGUGCCUUGACGGAUCAGAUCCGACCCGACGGCCUCCUACACACCCUUUGUGGAACCCCAGCCUACGUGGCGCCGGAAAUCCUCGCAAAAAGGGGUUACGAUGGAGCCAAGGUUGAUGUAUGGUCGUGCGGGGUUAUACUGUACGUGCUAAGUGCGGGUUAUUUGCCGUUCAACGACCCGAAUUUGAUGGUGAUGUACAGGAAAAUCUACAAAGGGGAAUUCCGGUGUCCCAAAUGGAUCUCACCGGAUUUAAAACUGUUCUUGACCCGAAUCCUCGACCCGAAUCCGAUUACCCGGAUUUCAGUUAAUGAAAUCUUGAACGACCCCUGGUUCAAGAAGGGGUACAAGGAAAUCAAAUACCCAGCUGAUAAUGAGUUCGAGUUCAAGGAUUCUGGUGGGGACAUGGAGGGGAAUAUGUUCUUGAAUGCAUUCGAUAUUAUUUCGUAUUCCUCCGGUGUUGAUCUGUCCGGGUUGUUCGAUAACAGUCGUAAUCGUGUUACUAGCGAAAUGUUCGUAUCAGCCGAAUCACCGGAGAGAAUCAUUGAGAGAAUCGAGGUGGUGGCUAAAGAGGAAGGCAUGAAGGUGGUGAAGAAGGGACAGGGUAUUAGGCUGGAGGGAAAUUUCACCAUUAUGGUGGAGAUCAACCGAUUAACGGAGGAGCUGAUGGUGGUGGAGGUGAAAAGAGGUGGACUUGGACAUGAUAUAUGGAAUGAGAAAUUGAAGCCAAAGCUGAAUGAUUUGAUUUACCAGUCCGAGGGGCAGGCAGCCGGCCUAGCCUAAAAAUCAAUAGAAAAUUUACCGGAAAAAUUGUAAAUGGGCCAAUGUUGUUUUCUGUACUGUAAUAUUAAGCUAAUGUUUUCCUGUCUCUGUUAACAAAGACUUGCUUGCUUGGUGUGGGGUUCAAAGAAACAGUCAACAAAAGUUGAGGGCCGAAGUACUUUCUCCCACUUGAGAGAAAGAUUAUUGGUUUUCUGUGUAUGUUCCACUCUCAGUAUAUUUUUAUUGCUUGAUUUUUUUUUGCUUUAUGUGUGUUUUAGGAUGAAUUUCCUAUUCUAUGAUAUUUUUGGGUAAUUUGAUUGCUAGGGACGGUUUGCCAACACGUGAUAUGAGAAAUGUGAAGCGAGAAGAAAUUUGUUAGUUGUA